Gordionus sp. m RMFG-2023 is the source of this 435-nucleotide messenger RNA. RefSeq lists its product as uncharacterized. The coding region runs from base 87 to 383 and encodes 98 amino acids. The transcript is spliced from 2 exons. Lineage: Eukaryota; Metazoa; Nematomorpha; Gordioida; Chordodea; Parachordodidae. The record is from RefSeq and is a predicted model, not a curated record. Gene Ontology annotation, molecular function: protein dimerization activity.
UAAAGAAAAUUUUUUUGCCUAAAUUUAUAAAUAAUCCUGAUUAUUUUAAAAAUUUCGAAACGUUAUAUAUUAAAUAUAAAAGUACAAUGUCAGGAUCGUCAGCGUACGAAUACAAUGAGCCCGAUAUGGAAGCCAUGCCUUAUUCUGUGCAUAUACAUAAUAAACUUAGAAGGGCUAAUUAUGAAAUUCCACAACAUGCCACAGAUGAAAUAGAUACAUAUUUAAAAGAGGAAGUAGCUAGUCCGACAACCAAUGUACUCGAUUGGUGGCAAAAAAACAGCUCAAUAUAUCCAACUUUGUCUUUAAUGGCCAGAGACUUUUUGGCUCAGCAAACUACGAGUGUUGCCGCGAAAGAAUCUUUAGCAAAGCGGUGGCAUGACUAAAAAACGUAACCGCCUUUCAUCCAUCACUUUGAAGCAAUGUUUAUCUAUUGAU